Messenger RNA from Eptesicus fuscus (big brown bat), 1950 nucleotides. It is a transcript of the gene GPR65, whose product is annotated as G protein-coupled receptor 65. Gene Ontology annotation, cellular component: membrane. Bases 484 to 1488 code for a protein of 334 amino acids. The record is from RefSeq and is a predicted model, not a curated record. Gene Ontology annotation, biological process: G protein-coupled receptor signaling pathway. NCBI's taxonomy places the organism in Eukaryota, Metazoa, Chordata, Mammalia, Chiroptera, Vespertilionidae. The transcript is spliced from 2 exons. Gene Ontology annotation, molecular function: G protein-coupled receptor activity.
UCUCUUCUUGAUGCAAGCUGAUUUUUCUGGCUCCUCAGUUGACGAAAACGUCACCCCAAGAAACAUGGAAACAAAGGCAUUUUAAAAAGAGAUGUGAAUCUCUGUGAAAUUUAUUUGUGUUUGCACCAACCUGCUGAGUUUCACGCCAAACCAAUUGGGGACAACAAGCUCUGAACGAUCGAUCCUUGAGGGUUUCCUCACCAGCAUUCUGUGAUGAUAAACACAAGGACGUCCGCCCACCAGAAUCAACUGGCCGUGUACUGCCAGGUGACUGGAUCCUGACUUCACACCAUUGACAUCUGUGUGAAAAGGGAUCUAUGCCCAUUCUUUAAAAGCAUUCAUGAAUUAACCAGCACGUUUAGAAGCAAAGAGAAUUGAAAAGUGAAAGAGAAUUCGAUGUUGAGGACAAACUAAACGAGGCAAGACUGACUUUGCUGUUUAGCUCCUAAGAACUAAUGUAAUUGCCACGUUAAAAAGAAGAAAAUGAACCACAUCACAUGUACUGAUGAGCAGCACACCCUGGAACACUAUUUGUUUCCAAUUGUUUACAUCUUCGUGGUAAUAGUCAGCAUUCCAGCCAAUAUUGGAUCUCUCUGUGUGUCUUUUCUGCAGGCAAAGAAAGGAAAUGAAUUGGGAAUUUAUCUCUUCAGUUUGUCACUGUCCGAUCUGCUGUAUGCUCUCACUCUCCCUCUAUGGAUUCAUUACACUUGGAAUCAAGACAACUGGACUUUCUCUGCUGCCUUGUGCAAGGGAUGUGCUUUCUUCACAUACAUGAACUUUUACAGCAGCACAGCCUUCCUCACCUGCAUUGCUGUGGACCGGUACUUAGCAGUUGUCUACCCUCUGAAGUUCUUUUUCCUAAGAACAAGAAGAUUUGCGUUCAUGGUCAGCCUGUCCAUCUGGGUAGUAGAAACCAUCUUUAAUGCUGCCAUUUUGUGGGAAGAGGAGACAUUUAAAGAAUAUUGCGACACCAAUAAGUCUAAUUUUACUCUAUGCUAUGACAGAUACCCUUUGGCGGAGUGGCAAAUUAGGUUCAACUUAUUUAGGACGUGUACGGGCUAUGCUAUACCUUUGGUCAUCAUAAUGGUUUGCAACCAGAAAGUUUACCAAGCGGUGCAACAUAAUCAAGCCACGGAAAACAGUGAAAAGAAAAGAAUCAUAAAACUACUUGUUACUAUCACAUUGACUUUUGUCUUGUGCUUCACUCCCUUUCAUGUGAUGUUGCUGCUCCGCAGCAUUUUAGAGCGUAUAGUUAACGAAAAGUAUGGGAAGCAGACCUAUAAAAUGUAUAGAAUCACGGUUGCAUUAACGAGUUUAAAUUGUGUUGCUGAUCCAAUUCUGUAUUGUUUUAUAACUGAAACAGGAAGAUCCGAUAUGUGGAAUAUAUUAAAAUUCUGUACUGGGAAACUUAAUAGAUCACAAAGACAAAGAAAAAGCAUAUUUUCUAUGUCUACAAAAGAUACUGUGGAGUUAGACACCCUGGAAUAGAACCAAGGAAUUGUUUUAAGGUGCACAAUAUUAUAUCAUCAAGACUACAUUUUGAAAAGGAAACCUAGCAUGGAAUGGAACUAAGUUUUCCAACUGAGAGAAUAUUUUAAUAUCUUCUCCAGUGGGGAAAUAUUUUGAAAGUGCACUGUGCAGCUCCUUGGCUUUUAUUAAAUAAAUAUUAAACAAAAAUCUAAUAUCUCCUAAUUACUCGGAAUUGUUAUUGUUGAUGGCAAUUGUUUUUGUACCGAUGCUAUAAUCCCUUAGAGGUUAGUAAGAUAUGUAGGACUGUGUGUCUUUAAUUUGGUAACCUUUAUGUUUUUUUUAUUAUUUUCUCACUCUUUCUAUAGAUUUUAGGCCGUCAGCUAUAACUUCUCCCAACCAUAUGUCCUUGUCUCCAACAACCCCAACUACAAAAUACGUUUUCUAAUCUUCUCACUCAUUACUAAAUAUUUAUUGAGCCCA